This is a messenger RNA of Triplophysa rosa, 2623 nucleotides long. RefSeq names its product transmembrane protein 185 (gene tmem185a). NCBI's taxonomy places the organism in Eukaryota, Metazoa, Chordata, Actinopteri, Cypriniformes, Nemacheilidae. The coding region runs from base 112 to 1164 and encodes 350 amino acids. The transcript has 7 exons. The record is from RefSeq and is a predicted model, not a curated record.
GUGACGUCACUGUGUUUGAUCGCGUCUGGUCUGCACUGAUGUGAGAGUCAGUCAGUCAGUUAGCCAGCCUUUUAUUUUCACUCUCUUUAAAUAUGGUCUAAAUACAAAAUCAUGAAUCUCCGUGGUGUUUUUCAAGAUUUCAACCCCAGUAAGUUCCUGAUCUAUGCAUGCUUGCUGCUCUUCUCUGUACUGCUGUCACUGAGGUUAGAUGGCAUCAUCCAGUGGAGCUACUGGGCGGUGUUUGCACCCAUCUGGCUCUGGAAACUCAUGGUCAUCAUUGGGGCAGCUGUGGGCACUGGGGUGUGGGCUCAUAACCCACAAUACAGGGCUGAAGGAGAGACCUGCGUGGAGUUUAAGGCCAUGCUGAUCGCUGUGGGCAUCCACCUGCUCCUGCUCACCUUUGAGGUUCUGGUGUGUGACCGUGUGGAAAGGGGUUCACACUUCUGGCUUUUAGUCUUCAUGCCUCUCUUCUUCGUCUCGCCAGUUUCUGUGGCAGCGUGUGUGUGGGGAUUCAGACACGAUCGAUCACUUGAGCUGGAGAUUCUCUGCUCUGUAAAUAUUCUGCAGUUCAUUUUUAUCGCAUUACGACUGGAUAAGAUCAUCAGCUGGCCGUGGUUGGUGGUGUGCGUGCCGUUGUGGAUUCUCAUGUCCUUCUUGUGUCUGGUCGUGCUCUAUUACAUCGUCUGGUCAGUGCUCUUCCUGCGCUCCAUGGAUGUUAUUGCUGAGCAACGGCGUACUCACAUCACCAUGGCGCUCAGCUGGAUGACCAUUGUUGUGCCCCUGCUUACCUUUGAGAUUCUCCUUGUCCACAAGCUGGAUGGUCAUUAUAACUCCAACUACGUCCCAGUGUUUGUGCCUCUCUGGGUGUCUUUGGUAACUCUAAUGGUGACCACGUUUGGUCAGAAAGGAGGCAAUCACUGGUGGUUUGGAAUUCGCAAAGACUUCUGCCAGUUUCUCCUUGAACUUUUCCCCUUCCUAAGGGAAUAUGGCAACAUCUCCUACGAUUUACACCAUGAGGAUUCUGAUGUGUCCGAAGAGAUGCCCAUUCACGAAGCACCAAAAAUCGCUCCAAUGUUUCGCAAAAAGAUGGGCGUGGUGAUCACCCAAAGUCCUGGCAAAUACUUUGUGCCACCGCCCAAACUGUGCAUCGACAUGCCAGACUAACAUUCAGACCUUGGUCAUCGUUUGACUGUUCAUGAACAGUGAGAAAAACAUAGCACUAUGCACUGGGGUCCACUUCAGGACGCACCGUUAAAGAAGAGAAAUGUAAUCCUGCUACAAAGAUGCUUCUUCUGAGCUCCUGUUUGUUGAGCUAAGCUCAAAUCGAGCGGAUAUCUAUUUGACUCUUCUUAGCCAUUUUGUAUUUGUAAAUCAUAGCCUUGUGUUUCAAUCUCAGUAAACUCCAGCUGCAUAGAUGGGACCUAUUUCCCUCAGGAGUGGAUUGUUUGAACUUUUCGGACAACUCUGUCGAUGAACUUGCAAAGAGACAUUCUCAUCUGUAGAUAAAAGCGUGGUUUUUUAUGGCCAGGUGGAGAUGUCUUUUUAUUGGAUUUCAAAUCCAUAUAUACCGUAGUCUGUCAGAUAUUCAUCUGUCAGUCCUAACUAGCAUCUAAUUUGCACCAACUAGCUUUGUUGAUGUUUGCUCUUAUACUGCAGUAUAUUUCUCGCAAUAUGUGGCAGUCCUUCAUUUUCACUGUGAUUGCAGCUUUUAGGGUUGAAGAAAGUCGUUCAUAUAAAAAUCUUUUUAAGCAGUUGAUGUCAACUUGAUAGGCUGCUAUCAUAUGUGAAAGAAGCUUUCCAAUGAAAAUGGUUGGUCAAGGUUGUGGUCUUCUGUUUUUUUCAGUUUUAACUAGGACUCCCAAACUUGUGGACAAACUGUAAUUGGACUUCGGGAUGGGCCACAGGAGUACAGUAUAGUUUCAUACAGUUUAAUCAAAUAGACCCUGUAUUGUGAAAUUGGUACAUAAUUAUUCAUCUGUCUUUGUGUGAGAUAAUAAUAACCACUACCUGACAGGACCUGUUAUUACUGUGUAUUUCCUAGCAAGGUAGAACCAUGAAUUGAGUUGGCAUUUUACAGUAACCGUAAGCACUGAUUUUGGACCAACUCAUUUGGACCCAUUUAGUGUAAAAUGACUAAAUGAAACAUUUUAAUCCCUUUUUAAAUUUAUUCAAUUGUUUAUUCAGGUGUUGCAUUACAUUUCCCAUCCUAUCUAAAUCAGAAAAGUUUUGUUUCAGAACAUCUUCGUAGCUGUCAUGCCAGAGAAUAAGACAUUUGCUUUGGUUCAGUGGCUGCUUUUUAGGAGACAAAUAAUUUAGCCCCUUUCUCAGCUGGUCUGAGUAAACAGCCAUAAUGUAUCUUUGUAGAUGUGGACCAAUAUCACAGUUUUACAUGUCCCCCAAAGUACACAUUCACCAUUCGUCGUUCAUUGUGUCCAUUCCUUUGUAAAGGCAAGACAUACUGUAGCUUUCAACAGUGCCUCUCAUUAAAAUCUCAUUUGUUAUGGAAAUGUUGUAUGAUUUUUUUUCACUUUAUUUUUGGUGAUCAUUUAAUGUUGUCAAAUUUAGAGUUUCUCACAAAAUUAUUCAAUGUAAUAAUUAUUGUUAAUUUUAUGACAUAAAAAAG